AUUGCAUCAAAAUAUAUUUUCUUAUCUUUAUCCUUCCUUUGCUCUCGCACUCUGUUUGUAUUUUCAACACUAUCCAUCUUCUAUCUCAUAAUAAAUAUAAAGCCAUCUGUUUGAACUCUAAAAUUCUGAAAACGUGUCACCAAAUGCUUAACAACACGUUGACCGUCGAGCUACUACGUGGCAUCCAACUGCUCAUACCAUCUUUGCAUGCCCACCUGGCAAUGUAACCCCAAAUCCUCUUCAAAAUCCCCUGAAAAUAGAACAUCAUCAGAUCAUCAAGAUCUUCCCAAAGUCAUCAAUCCUAUCUUUUAAGAAACUAUUUUAAAACUUAAAUUUUGUUUUAUGGCUGAAACUACGUCAGGGAGAGGGGGCCAUGGGGAGCAGAUACCGCCGGGAAAGGCCAUGACAACGGAGCAACACAUACUGGAUAAAGGUGCUCAGAUGUUGCAGUCUUUGAAACCCAUUAAGCAAAUGAAUCAACAUGUUUGCACUUUUGCACUCUACAACCAUGAUAUGAAUCGACAAAUUGAAACUCAUCAUUAUGUCACGCGUGUCAAUCAGGAUUUUCUACAAUCUGCUGUUUACGACUCUGAUCAUUCCACCGCACGCCUUAUCGGAGUGGAAUAUAUAGUAUCUGAUCGUAUCUUUGAAACCUUGCCUAAAGAAGAGCAGAAACUUUGGCACUCUCAUGCUUACGAGGUAAAAUCAGGACUGUGGGUGAAUCCUAGAGUUCCAGAGAUGGUAGUGAAAAAAGAUCUCGAGAAUUUUGCAAAAACCUAUGGCAAAUUCUGGUGCACAUGGCAAACAGAUAGAGGCGAUAAGCUACCAGUUGGGCCACCAUCACUGAUGAUGUCCCCACAAGCGGUGAAUUUGGGGAUGGUGAAGCCAGAGCUAAUCCAGAAGAGAGAUAACAAGUACAAUAUGUCGACUGAUGCCAUAAAGAGGACGAGGCUGGAGAUACCGGAGCCGGAGUGGAUUAAUCCCGAGGCAGAUUACUGGAAACAGCAUGGCAAGUGCUUUGAGAUUCACAUUGAGGAUGUGGAGAUGAAGAAGAUAGCUCCUUUCCCAUAGAUCAAGAGUGCAGACAUUAUAUAUAUAUUAGUCUCUUGUUUCCUUUUUUGCUGUUGUAAAAUAACAAUGUAUAUACUUUGAAGUGAUGCAUGAAGUUUCCUUCUUGUUGUUU
Messenger RNA from Solanum dulcamara, 1183 nucleotides. Its product is annotated as oil body-associated protein 2C-like. The coding region runs from base 343 to 1071 and encodes 242 amino acids. The record is from RefSeq and is a predicted model, not a curated record. NCBI's taxonomy places the organism in Eukaryota, Viridiplantae, Streptophyta, Magnoliopsida, Solanales, Solanaceae. The transcript is spliced from 4 exons.